AUGGAUCCCAGGGAUGAAGCCAACUCUGCAGAAGGCAGAAAGAAGAAAUGGACAGACAAGUACAUUUUUGAGCACUGGUAGGAGGACUUUUUUGCCUCCCAGUUCCUGAAUGGCCUCAACCCCAUGCUGAUCCAUCACUGUCAGGAUACCACGGUGGCCUCCAAGCUGGGCCUCAGGACCAGUCUUCCAGACUGAGCUGAAGAUGAAGGGGGCUCUCUGUUCCUGGUGGAUCAUAGCAUCCUCUCUGGUAUCCAUACCAAUGUCAUUAAUGGAAAGCCUCCAUUCUCUGCAGACCCAAUGAUCCUGCUAUACCAGCCCGGGAUGUGUGGAUCCCUGCUGCCCCUUGCCAUCCAGCUAAGCCAGACCCCCGGGCCCAACAGCCCCAUCUUCUUGCCCACUGACGAGAAGUGUUGGCUGCUGGCCAAGACAUGGGUGUGCAAUGCAGAGUUCUCUGUCCAUGAGGCACUCACACACCUGUUGCGUGACUAUCUGCUGCCUGAGGUCUUUUCCAUGGCUAUGCUGCACCAGCUGCCCCACUGCCACUUAUUCUUCAAGUCCACAGGCUUUGGCAUUGGGGGCUUUUCCAAGCUGAUACAGAGGAACAUAGAACAGCUGAAAUAGUCUAUUCUGUGUCUGCCCAAGGAUAUCAGGAACUGAAUUGUCGAAGACAUCUCAGGCUACUACUAAGGAAUGCAGAUCUGGGAUAAGGUGGAGUGCUUUGUCUCCAAAAUAACCAGCAUCUAUUACCCUAGUGACGUGUCCAUCCAUGAUGACAGCAAACUCUAGGCCUGGGUGUGGGAGAUCUUCUCUGAGGGCUUCCUAGGCCUGGAGAGUGCAGGUAUGCCCUCCUCCCUGGAGACUCGAGAAGCCUUGGUGCACUGUAUCACCAUGGUGAUAUUAGCCAAGCACUCUGGUAUCAGUGCAGGGCAGGCCUCACUCUGGCCUCGCGGCUUUCAAUUUGACUUUGGUGCCUGGAUGCCCAACCUGCCACCCACCAUGCAGCUGCCACUAUCCACUUUCAAAAGCCAGACAAGCCUGGAGGGGUUCAUAGCCACCCUCCCACCUGUCAAUGCCAUAUGUGAUAUCAUCAUUACCCUCUGAUUACUGAAUAAAGAGCCUGGAGAGGGACAGCACCUAGGGACCUACCCUAAUGAGCACUUCAAUGAGGAAGCCCCUCAGCGGAGCAUCACUGCCUUCCAGAGCCACCUGGCCCAAAUCCCACAGGACAUCAGGGCGAACCGGGGCCUAUUGUUGCCCUACACCUGCCUAGACCCUGCAGUGGCGAACAGCAUCUCCUUGUGA
Molecule: messenger RNA, 1302 nt
Organism: Pteropus alecto (black flying fox)
Lineage: Eukaryota; Metazoa; Chordata; Mammalia; Chiroptera; Pteropodidae
Product: arachidonate 15-lipoxygenase B
Biological process (GO): linoleic acid metabolic process; lipid oxidation
Molecular function (GO): metal ion binding; arachidonate 15-lipoxygenase activity
Source: RefSeq, a predicted model, not a curated record